This is a messenger RNA of Coregonus sp. 'balchen', 606 nucleotides long. Lineage: Eukaryota; Metazoa; Chordata; Actinopteri; Salmoniformes; Salmonidae. The record is from the annotation of a GenBank genome assembly.
AUGUUGCAACAUGCUGAAAAUAAGAUCAAUGUGACUUGUAAAACACGGUGCAAGAUGCCUUGGUUCUUCCAUGUCAGUCAAGGCUCAAACCAGCAGCCCUGUCCAGCAACACACACUAUCCCAACAUCAGUAGCUUCACACUGGACACAGCUAACACUGCUGGACAGGGUUGACUCUGCACACGGUCCAGCUCGUCUUCACCCAGCCAGGCAGACUUUCUGUCAGUACCACAGGGUUCAGUGCCUCCCAGCUUGGAGAACCUAUCUUGUACCUCUCUGAACUCAGCAGCAGGCAGAGAGCCCCUGCCACUCUCAAUACAUUCCCACGGGGGGCCAGUAUGAAAAAUGUAUGCACUCACUAAUUGGAAGUCGCUCUGGAUAAGAGCGUCUGCUAAAUGACUAAAAUGUAAAAAAAUGUUUUAAAAAAUUACAGGUUAAGGAUAGCCCACCAAUUAUCUUUGAGUGCCAACUGUGCCUCUGGACCCAAUGGUUUGAGUCAUGGAGUGAGAAGGAGAGGAACAGUUUCCUACACAUUCUAGAAGAGAAGGACCCGAUCUUUGUUGCCCGCUUCUACAGAGGUGUAGCUGGGACAGCAGGCAGGGAUUGA